Trichophyton rubrum CBS 118892 is the source of this 2376-nucleotide messenger RNA. RefSeq lists its product as uncharacterized. NCBI's taxonomy places the organism in Eukaryota, Fungi, Ascomycota, Eurotiomycetes, Onygenales, Arthrodermataceae. The transcript is spliced from 3 exons. Gene Ontology annotation, cellular component: ubiquitin ligase complex; cytoplasm. Gene Ontology annotation, molecular function: ubiquitin conjugating enzyme binding; ubiquitin protein ligase activity; zinc ion binding. The coding region runs from base 196 to 2376 and encodes 726 amino acids. Gene Ontology annotation, biological process: ubiquitin-dependent protein catabolic process; positive regulation of proteasomal ubiquitin-dependent protein catabolic process; protein polyubiquitination. The record is from RefSeq and is a predicted model, not a curated record.
AUUUUAUUGCUCCCCCCCACGUGAAUGAGUCUUGCUUUGCGAUUUUAAAACCUCUUCUCACAAUACUUGUCGGAUAUCGUCGCUGAAAUCCAGCAUUCCUACUACCAACGUCGUCGGUUCUCGUUUUGGUAGAAUGAAACUUUUGCUGAAUGUUGAACCCCAGAAAACGACAUUUGGUUGUCCAGAAAUCACCCUAUGUCGGUUCCUCAGUUGACUCGCGACCUCGAAGCUCCUCUGCAAGGCCCGGACGAUGCUGACCGGCUUGCAGAGUGGCCUGAGCUGGUCGGGUUAGAGGAUCUAUUGCUUGACAAUGGCCAGCUACCAUCCCACCGUGCAGAUCGGCCAUGUCCGCAGGAACUCCAUGUGUUCCCCGAUGACGUCUCUCCGGAGCUUCUUCAAAUAAUCAGUCAGCCGUUGGACACAGAACGGCCUCCCAAAUCUGCAGGCCAACACGGUGAGAAUGGAGGUGGACGGUCACCGCCGCCGCCAUCAUCAACAUACAGUCAUGGUACAUCCAUGGGGGAUGACCGGUCCUCACUGCCGGUACGGACCCAGGCACCCGCUGUAAAGGAUCACACUGGAGACAACCAUCUAGAUCGAUGCUUUUCACCUGAGUCCACUGCAACGGGAGCGACGUUUAGCCGUAUGGGGGUCAAAGCAACGGGGGGUACGAAGAACCUCAAACUUCGGCUCUUGGAGCGCAACAGUUUUCGAGAAUGUGCAAGCUGUUUUGUGGAGUUACUCGACAAGAACUUAGUCCCUUUGGGGUGCGCGCACAAAUACUGCUUAUCGUGUUUCUCUGGCAUGAUAGAGACGGCUAUGAAUAACGAGAUCAAGUUCCCUCCAAAAUGUUGCCUGGAAGAUAUACCGACAAAAUUGAUCCUACACAAUGUGGACUCCAUACUCCGGGAGGAAUACAAAUUAAAGGUACAAGAAUACGCUAUACCCCGAACUAGCAGAUGGUAUUGUCCCUCACCAAGCUGUGGAAAAUGGAUUCCUCCAAAAAAGAUCAAGCUGGGCGCUCCGACACAAAAAUGCCCGGUAUGCAAAUGGUCGAUAUGUACUGCCUGUCAAAGGACGGCCCAUCAGAGCAACGAACAUUGCCCUCAAGCCCCUUAUCCGGAAAGAGUAGACAGUAUUGCCUCGAACGGCUGGAGACGCUGUUACAAAUGCCAGGCAAUGGUAGAUCUAACCGCUGACUCCGGAUUCGUGGUUUGUCACUGCGGUGCUGAAUUUUGCUGUUUCUGCGGCGCCAGGGGUGGGACCUGCGGCUGCAUUCAACCUAAUCAACAUGGGACAAAACCUAAAGUGGAGCCUGACACAAUAACGCAGCCAGCCUCCGUAAAUGCAGAAAACGAGCGCAGCGAGCGACGAGAAGUCGAGGAGCGAUUGCGGAAAGAAACUACCAAAACUCACCCAGAAGGCGAUGGACAAAGAAGGCAAGAUGACGGACGACGCCGAGUUCAACACGACAAAGAAAUGAAACGCCUAAUAUCGAUAGCCAACCAAAUCCAGAGGCUCCAGGCGGAGCUAGCUAAGAUUAACAAGAUUCAACAGUCUAUGAUCAUUAAUAGACAUCAAGAUAGCGCGCAGCAGAUCCAGGUCGCAGCGGUCUCAAAACAGGUAGAAUUCGACCAGACGCGGGUGAAGCUAGAAAAAGCCUAUGAAUCGAAUUUUAAGCUUCGUAAAGGCGCCUUGGAGGCUCAGCAAAGCGCCACAAAGCUUGAACUCCGUACUCGCCAGGAGGAGGAUGAAGAUGAUAAUUUUGUUCAGAUGCAACGCCAUUUGAAGGGCAAGCCGAAUAGAGAGGAAAGAGAAAAGGUAAUACUCGACAAACUUAAUGCAUCGCAUAGGAGAGAACAAGAUGCACUGGAAAAAACUCAUAAGGAGGAGUUGAGUGAACUGGAAUACCACGGCAGUUUGGAAUCCUCGGCGCUUCAGAGUGGCAUCAUGAAGAAGCUGGGGGAUUUACAACGCGAGACAAACUAUACUCUUUACGAGCUGAGUUCCACAGUAAUCUCGGACCGUCGGUGGUUCAAGAUUGCCGUUGAAAAACGUUAUGGUCUCCUUGAAGAGCAUAGGAUGUUUUUGAUCAAUGGCCCCGACGCCAUCAAGGACACUGUAACCUCUAGCAGCAGAUAUUCAUCUGCAAACAACUCUAGCCACUCAGGCACAACACAUUCAAUUACAAGUGGCAGAGAAACACCCCAAUCGCCUCUAUCGCCGCCCCCUGUGUUUACCGAAUUUGGGUAUAGACGUCGCGGCUCUGAUGCUCGCAAGGGCGGAGGUACUAUGGCUACGGGAAGCCGAGCGCGGGGCAGGUCAAGAAAUGGGCUGGGGCGUGCUCCUAACCAGUCGCAGUUUGUGUAUCGAUAA